GCCGAGUCCCGCGCCCCCUGCACGGCCGCCGCUGCGUCCCGACCGAGUGCACAGCCCGGCGCGAUGCGACGCUCCGAGGCGGGCCGCGCCGUGCUCCUGGCGCUGCUGGCCGCACACUUCCAGGCGAGUCCGGCGCUGGAGGAGAAGAAAGUUUGCCAGGGGACAAGUAACAAGCUCACCCAGUUGGGCACUUUUGAAGACCACUUUCUGAGCCUCCAGAGGAUGUUCAAUAACUGUGAGGUGGUCCUUGGGAAUUUGGAAAUUACCUACAUGCAAAGUAGUUACAACCUUUCUUUCCUAAAGACCAUCCAGGAGGUUGCUGGCUAUGUACUCAUUGCGCUCAACACAGUGGAGAAGAUUCCUUUGGAAAAGCUGCAGAUCAUCAGAGGAAAUGUGCUCUAUGAAAACACCCAUGCCUUAGCGGUCUUAUCCAACUACGGUGCAAAUAAAACGGGACUGAGGGAGUUGCCCAUGAGAAACUUACAGGAGAUCCUGCAAGGCGCCGUGCGAUUCAGCAACAACCCUGUCCUCUGCAACAUGGAGACAGUCCAGUGGAGGGACAUCGUCAACAUCGACUUUCUAAGCAAUAUGUCGAUUGAAUUUCAGAACCAGCCGAGCAGAUGCCCAAAGUGUGAUCCAGUCUGUCUUAAUGGAAGCUGCUGGGGUGCGGGGAAGGAGAACUGCCAGAAAUUGACCAAAGUCAUCUGUGCCCAGCAGUGUUCCGGGCGCUGCCGCGGCAGGUCCCCCAGCGACUGCUGCCACAGCCAGUGUGCCGCCGGCUGCACGGGACCGCGGGAGAGUGACUGCCUGGUCUGCCGCAGGUUCCGGGACGGAGCCACGUGCAAGGACACAUGCCCGCCACUCAUGCUGUACGACCCCACCACCUACGAGAUGAAAGUCAACCCGCUGGGGAAGUACAGCUUCGGCGCCACCUGUGUCAGGAAGUGCCCCCGUAACUACGUGGUGACGGACCACGGCUCGUGCGUCCGCGCCUGCAGCUCUGACAGCCAGGAGGUGGAGGAGGACGGCGUCCGCAAGUGUAAAAAGUGCGACGGACCUUGUGGCAAAGUUUGUAACGGAAUAGGAAUUGGUGAGUUUAAAGAUACACUUUCCAUAAAUGCCACAAAUAUUAAACACUUCAGAAAUUGCACCUCGAUCAGUGGAGACCUUCAUAUCCUGCCAGUAGCAUUUAAGGGUGAUUCCUUCACACGUACUCCACCUCUGGACCCAAAGGAACUGGACAUUCUAAAAACUGUAAAGGAAAUAACAGGGUUUUUGCUGAUUCAGGCCUGGCCUGCAAACAGGACUGGCCUCCAUGCUUUUGAGAACCUGGAAAUCAUACGUGGCAGGACGAAGCAACAUGGUCAGUUUUCUCUUGCGGUUGUUGGCCUGGAUAUAAUGUCCUUGGGAUUACGCUCCCUCAAGGAGAUAAGUGAUGGAGAUGUGAUCAUUUCAGGAAACCGAAAGUUGUGCUACGCAGAUACAAUAAACUGGAAAAAACUCUUUGGGACCUCAAGUCAGAAAACCAAAAUUAUAAACAACAGGAGUGAAAAAGAGUGCAAGGCCAUGGGCCACGUCUGUCACCCGCUGUGCUCGUCAGAGGGCUGCUGGGGCCCGAAACCCAAGGACUGCGUGUCCUGCCGAAACUUCAGCCGUGGCAAGGAGUGUGUGGAGAAGUGCAACAUUCUAAAGGGAGAGCCCAGGGAGUUCAUUGAAAACUCCGAAUGUGUGCAGUGCCAUCCGGAAUGCCUGCCCCAGGCCAUGAACGUGACCUGCACGGGACACGGACCAGGCAGCUGUGUAAAGUGUGCCCACAACAUUGACGGCCCUCACUGCGUCAAGACCUGCCCUGCUGGAGUCACAGGAGAAAACAGCACCCUGAUCUGGAAGUUUGCAGAUGCCAAUCACGUGUGUCACCUGUGCCACCACAGCUGCACCUACGGCUGUGCUGGGCCAGGUCCUGAAGGCUGUGCAGUGAGUGGGCCCAGGAUUCCGUCCAUCGCCACCGGGAUCGUGGGCGCCCUGCUGCUGGCGCUGGUGCUGGCCCUGGGGGUCGGCCUGUUUCUGCGCAGGCGCCGCAUCGUACGCAAGCGCACGCUGCGCCGGCUGCUGCAGGAGCGCGAGCUUGUCGAGCCUCUGACGCCCAGCGGAGAAGCUCCCAAUCAAGCUCUCUUGAGGAUCUUAAAGGAGACGGAAUUAAAAAAGGUCAAGGUGCUGGGCUCCGGAGCAUUCGGCACGGUGUACAAGGGACUCUGGAUCCCAGAAGGCGAGAAGGUUAAAAUUCCUGUGGCUAUCAAGGAAUUAAGAGAAGCCACAUCUCCAAAAGCCAACAAGGAAAUUCUUGAUGAAGCCUACGUGAUGGCCAGUGUGGACAAUCCUCACGUGUGCCGCCUCCUGGGCAUCUGCCUGACGUCCACGGUGCAGCUCAUCACGCAGCUCAUGCCCUUCGGCUGCCUGCUGGACUACGUCCGUGAGCACAAGGACAACAUCGGCUCCCAGCACCUCCUCAACUGGUGCGUGCAGAUCGCAAAGGGCAUGAACUACCUGGAAGACCGGCGCUUGGUGCACCGAGACCUGGCGGCCAGGAAUGUGCUGGUGAAGACGCCGCAGCACGUCAAGAUCACAGAUUUCGGGCUGGCCAAACUGCUGGGCGCCGAGGAGAAGGAGUACCACGCAGAAGGGGGCAAAGUGCCUAUCAAGUGGAUGGCUUUGGAGUCAAUUUUACACCGAAUUUACACCCACCAGAGUGACGUCUGGAGUUACGGAGUCACCGUUUGGGAGUUGAUGACCUUUGGGUCCAAGCCUUACGACGGGAUCCCCGCAAGUGAGAUCUCAACCGUCCUGGAGAAGGGAGAACGCCUGCCUCAGCCGCCCAUCUGCACCAUCGACGUCUACAUGAUCAUGGUCAAGUGCUGGAUGAUUGAUGCAGAUAGUCGCCCAAAGUUCCGUGAGUUGAUCAUUGAAUUCUCCAAAAUGGCCCGAGACCCCCAGCGCUACCUUGUCAUCCAGGGGGACGAGAGGAUGCAUUUGCCAAGCCCUACGGACUCCAACUUCUACCGCGCCCUGAUGGACGAAGAGGACAUGGAGGAUGUCGUGGAUGCGGACGAGUACCUCAUCCCCCAGCAGGCCUUCUUCCACAGCCCCACCACCUCCCGGACGCCCCUCCUCAGUUCUCUGAGCGCCAGCAGCAACACUCCCAGUGUGGCUUGCGUUGAUAGAAACGGGAGCUAUCCCCUCCAGGAAGAUAGCUUCUUGCAGCGGUACAGCUCAGACCCCACUGGCACCUUGACCGAGGACAGCAUAGACGACGCCUUCCUUCCAGCGCCCGAAUAUGUAAACCAGUCUAUUCCCAAAAGGCCUGCGGGCUCUGUCCAGAACCCCGUCUAUCACAAUCAGCCUCUAAACCCGGCUCCAGGCAGAGACCCUCACUACCAGAAUUCCCACAGCAAUGCCGUGGACAACCCUGAGUAUCUCAACACCAUCCACCCCGCCUGCACCAACGGUGUGCUCGACGGCCCUGCCCCCUGGGCACAGAAAGGCGGUCAGCAAAUUAGCCUGGACAACCCUGACUACCAGCAGGCCUUCUUUCCCAAGGAAGCCAAGUCAAAUGGCAUCUUUAAGGGUCCUGCUGCUGAAAAUGCAGAAUACCUGAGGGCAGCGCCAGCAGGCAGUGACCUUACUGGGGCCUGACCACGGAGGAUGGCCUCAGCCCUAAAAAUUCCAGCCCCUUCAGCCCCCAGGACCAAGCCACGGCAGCUACUCAAUCCCGUCAGCCAUACUCACACUAACUCUUGGACCCAUGGACUGGUUUGGCCACAUCUGCUGUGAUCAGCCCAUCUUCCAGCCAACAAGUGCCCCCGACUCGGAUGCACUUUGGGGAGUUGCAGGGACAUUCCUUUGUCUUCAGACUGUGAGGCUUCCACAAAAGGCAUCCAGAAAGAAUGUUGUCCAUUUGGGCGGAAGUUCACCUUUCAAUGAGGUAUAUUUGAAAAACACUAAAUAUGUUUAAGGAGUUUUAUUGCUUGGGGACCUCUGGGGUUUUAAUUGUCAUUGAUUUUGCUCUUAAUGGCCUUUUCCAAUGAGGGAAAAUCUUGCUCGUAGCACCUGUGGCACUGAGUUGACCCAGGCCCACCUGUGACCAAGAAGCAAGGGUCAGUCUUCCAGCUAACACUUGAUUCCAUUGGCUCUGCUUGGAGACUCUUCCACUGCAAGACAGGUGAAUAACGAACCAGUCCUCUGGAUCCUAAGCAGGCCCGAUUGGUACUAUAUCACAUCACGGCAGGUGCAAGAGGAUAAGCCACUUGAAACCCUUCCUGGGCAAGGAAGAAACAGGGGUAGAAUUCUUCCUCAGACUUACUUACUUUUAUAUACAUGUCUCCAUGGUACUUAACUCUCCAUUGGUUGACCAGUGUUUUCGAAUUACAAGUAUUGGAUUUGUUUCUUUUCCAUUCCAUUGUUGUGAAAUUCAGUACACUUUCCCUGUCAGCAGGAGGGGACAUAACCAAGAUCAGCUCAUAUUUGAUUCAUCAGCAUUCAGACCAGUUGCCUUUAACUGAGAUGGAAUGACAGUGCAAAAAGGAACAAAUCCCCCAAAUUUGAGUCUCAGAGGAAAUACAUCAAGUCCUUUGGGGGUCGGGGGACAGGCAUGUAUCGGGAGACUGCAAAAACGAAGCUGCUCUUACAACUUUUAGCCCCCCCCGACAAAAAAAAAAAUUUGUUCAAGCUACUCAUGGAAGAUAGUUUUCUUUUUACUUCACUUCCAGGGUUUUUUCCUCCUAGGGUACUUUGCCCCUCACUGGCAAGCAAGCCCGAAGCUCCUCCUUCCCUUGGUAAGCUGAAGGGUCCAGGCCCUGGGGCAGCUCUGCAGAAAUGUCUCGCCCUCACCACUGCUGGCACGCUUUAGAAUAGAGAUAGCAGUUUGUGGCGUGUGGAAUUCAAGUGGUAAAUGUGAAAUUUGACUUUGAUGGUACUGCCUUCAUAACAUCUAUAGGCAUGUGAGAAGAAGAAAACAAGUUCCCCUUAAAAUAACUCCCUGUAGGGCUUCCCUGGUGGCGCAGUGGUUGGGAGUCCGCCUGCCGAUGCAGGGGACACGGGUUCGUGCCCCGGUCCGGGAAGAUCCUACGUGCUACGGAGCGGCUGGGCCCGUGAGCCAUGGCCGCUGAGCCUGCGCGUCUGGAGCCUGUGCUCCGCAACGGGAGAGGCCACAACAGUGAGAGGCCCGCGUACCGCAAAAAAAAAAAAAUAAUAACUCCCUGUAAUUGGAGGACCUGCUGCUUAGGACACCAGCGUUUUCUCACCUGUGUCCCUGCACCCUGACUGUUAACACACUUCUUUGUAGACAGUGUUAUAGACACUCUUAGUCAACAUCCACCUCAGCCAGGAAGAAAUGUUUCAGACAAUAUUUUCAGCCGCCCAUUCCACGUCCCACAUACACGAUUUUCCUUUAGCUUUUAAGUUAUUUAUUGACUGAGAUGGAUCAGGGCCCCAGUUUUGUUACCAAAGUAUUUUAUCUUGUCUCAAUGGAAAUAUAAACUAUAUUCAAUUCAAUUCCAUCACAUCGUGUUCUAAAUACCCUUGAACAUCUUACCAGCCUGGCAUAGGUACUGAAGAUAAACAAAUAAAACAUAAUCCGUGAUUCCACAAAACUCAUAAUUUAGCGAAGAAAAUCAACUCACAAAUGCCAGCCUUAAAACGAUAUGACACAUGCCAGACAUGACAUGUCAGCCCAGCACCGUGACAGCACAAAGCAGGGAGUGAGGGGGACCGGGUCCUGGAGGAGCCGUGGUGGACUUGGGUGAAAAGACCCCCAGUGCGUCAGCCACUGGAAAAUGGAAAGUGCAUUCCCAGCAGAGGGAGCCUCAACCACGAAAGCAUCUGCCGCAGGAACCACUCAUGCAGCCGGUCUACAGGCCCACUGCCCCUUCCGGCCUGGGAGUUACAUUCCCCGAGGGCCCUUCGGGUCCGUCCCCAUGGGGGAUUUGAAAAUGGUCCGAGGAAAGGUAAAACACCACCUCUUAAGAAUCUGAAAUGUCCUUGUCAGUAAACCACUUUCAUUAUUUAUUCACCUCAGAACAGAAAUACUCUAGCCCCCUAUUUAUCCAGCACUGAGAAACAGAACGAUUCACAUUCUGCUGUCACUUAUUUGUCAGGAAACAGAUGGUGAGGGAGGACCACAGCGUGCUGGUCCAAUUGUAGCAGUAAAAUCCUAGUAUUUUUGUAAUUUGAAAUACUUUACUAUAACAAUAAAACAGCAAGAACUAUUCAACUUUUUUCUUCUUUGUAUUUCAGUUUUCCUGCGUAAAACGUAGUUGCUAAAUUCUCUUAAAGAUUGUGUUUCCCAAAAUGGUCUCAAUGUGUCUGUCCAGGGAGGUGCAGGGGGGCCUGUAGAUGCUUCAGAGCCCAAGAGAGCCUGAGUCCAGCCCGGGGGUCCCUGGGAGGCCAGGAGGGGGGCUCCCAGGGCUCUAUGAUUCCCAUGGCGUGGCUCUGACUGGCCGGACCUCAAGGCUUAACGCUCACCCCUUUGGUUCCUCCUAGUUGGCACGAGGCCCCGAGGUCCCACAGAGAGCCUGUCUUCUGUUUCCUCCCCAGCCAUCCCUGGAACCCCUCCCCACGGCUCAGCUCCAGACCAGGCCUUUGGACACAGGUCAGGGGGAAGUAAGAGAGGCUAACAUUUACAGCUGACCCUUGAACAACAUGGGUGCAGGUCCCCUUAGACGUGGAUUUUUUCACUAGUGAACGUGACGGUUCUACACGAGCCCCAGUUGGCUGAAUCCUCAGAUAAAGAACCGGAGGCUCCAGAGCGCCGACUUACUAAAGUUACUGGCGGGCCCACUGCUCAGAGGGUCAGCGCCCAACCUGAGUCAUUCCAGGGUCAGCUGUCCAGUGGGCCUUACACACAUCUUCUCCCAUAAUCUUUAAGGAGUCCCUGUUGUCACACUCUACGAAAAAUUGUUCUGUCACCUCAGGAAGACAGAGAUGAAUCUUCCAAACUCUAGGUUUGCUCUGGUCCAAGCUGUCACUGAUUUUACAGCUAGGAGCACAGUGGUGGAGACAGCAGGUUACAUUCCAGUUGACGAAAAGGCUUAGGUAUUUGUUGAAAGUUCUUAAUUUUGAGCUUUAGCCCUCCCCUGCCCCAACUGCAGACAGACAUGAACCAUGAAUUGCAGAAGCACAAAGGUUGUGGUUCUCAGGCUGGCUGCCCUUGGGAGUCUCCUGGGUCCCAACCAAAAAGGGUCUGAAUUUGUCUCAGGUGCAGCCUGGGCCCAGGGAUUUUCAGAGCUCCCCCAGGUGACUCCGACGAGCACCAGAGUUUGGGGAGCAGCCAUGUAAAGGAAAGGCUCUGCAGGGGAGACUCAGCCACUGGUGGCCAUUCCAGAAGCCUCUAAUUCCUUGUCACCAGCAGCUAACUCAUCCUGAAAGUGUCAGAUACCCAAAUCUGAGCCUUGAGAAAGCCCUGGACAGUUUCAUUUUCUAAGAAGUACUAGAAAAAUCCAUCUCCUGCUGCAGGGAAUGAGCUGCUCACCCAAAGUGACAGCUAUUGAAAUUGCCCCUAACAUCUACUCUGCAUUUCUUUCCUGGUGGCAAGCAUAUUAUUACAAACAUAAUGAUCUUUGUUUUUUCUUUGCUGGGGCUGUAAAACCUAGUGAAUAGAAAUCCCUACCUCUAUCACCAAUCACACCGGCUGUAUCAGGAGCACAGACUUUUUUACUAUUAAAGACACAUUCCAACAAGAUUUUUAAAUGUAAGCCUAUUUUUGUAACUUUUUUUGAGCACUGAACUUUGUAAGGUAUGUUUAUAGGAAAACUCACUUUUCUACUAAAAGAAAUAGCUUACUUUAGAGAGGCGGCAAGAGAAUCAAAAUUUGAAACUGAAAUUUUUGUUAAAAGGGAUUUGACUGAAACAAGAGAAAAUUCUCUUCUCUCUCAUAAAAAGGCACAACAUCAUUGCAGAGCUAGGCUAGGUCGUCGUCCUGAUGAAGAGGAUACUCGUUUUUAUAUCUAUAAAGUGAGAAAAAGGUGGAAAGCACAUUUAGUUUCUUGGUCUGAAGCAGGUUCAUUUGACUCUGGGGCAAUUCAGUGGGAAAGAAUCACUGUUACAACUAAUACACAACUUCAACUGCAUGCCGUACUCCACCCAUCUACCAACGGGACCCUGUAAAUGUGAGAAAAACAUUAGCGGAGCACUUUGUUGGUUUCUCUAUCCCAGUCUGACUUUGAUGCAAAGUAUUUUAUUUUUGUAUUUACAAUUGAUACGCAAUUACAAUAUAGACUAGGAAUACCAGCAGAGCCCUAAUAAUGCUUAGCAUGUUUGAUGAAUGCCACCAACUGCCUUCCAAACUAAGCCGUUCCCGCACCCUAGAGAUGGGGUUCUCAACACUGGCUGCACAGUGAAAUCGAGGGGGGAGUUUUUGAAAAUCUUGAGGCCCAGCCAUGCCUCAGACCAGCGAAACCCAGGAAUUAUACUUUGUAAAGCUCCUAAAGUCAUUCUGAUGUUCAGCCAAGGGUGAGAACCACCAGCCUAGGGAUUAGCCACAGGUGUGUGGACUUGCAGGCAGAUUCUGCAGUUGUAGACACCUGAAGAUUGAGAGAAGUCCCAAGCACAAAGACCCCAGCAUUGGACUUCCCUGGUGGUGCAGUGGUUAAGAAUCCACCUGCCAAUGAAGGGGGCGUGGGUUCGAGCCCUGGUCUGGGAAGAUCCCACAUGCCGCGGAGCGACUGAGCCCGUGUACCACAACUACUGAGCCUGCGCUCUAGAGCCCACGAGCCACGACUACUGAGCCCGCGAGCCUAGAGCCCCUGCUCGGCAACAAGAGAAGCCACCGCAAUGAGAAACCUCUGCACUGCAACGAAGAGUAACCCCCACUCGCCACAACUAGAGAAAGCCUGUGCGCAGCAACGAAGACCCAACACAGCCAAAAAUAAGUAAAUUUAAUUAAUUAUUUUUUUUUAAAACCCAGCAUCACUUGCUGAGCAUCAGGAACCUGGACGGACGGGCAGGGUCCAGGGCACGUGCCCAAGCACUAGAGGGGAGAGGGCCAAAAGGAAAUACAGAACAGACCCCUUUUUUCCAUGUCUUCCAUUAAAAGUGGACUGAUCAUGAGCAUCCUUGCUGCUUGUGCAACCAGCUGGCUGCCCUGCCCAGAGCCGCUCUGCAUUCUUUAUCGCCCAGGGAGAAAGGAAGCAGUUAGCCACAGAGGGAGCCGGCAAGGAGAUUGCAGGAGUAGUUGGAUGGCAUUUGUAAAAACCAGAGCCAACGAGAGGAUGCUUGUUUUAAGAAACACGUCUUAUUUUUUUUAAUAUAUUACAUCUGGGAUAAAAACUGAAGCAAUUAGUACUAUUUUCUCUUCCACAAGCACAGUAUGCCUUCCGAGAUUACACAUCCCUAUCUGAGUUGCCAGCAGAAGUACUAAAAAUCCCCACUCUAUCACCUGGUAGAUAAAACUACACAUUUUUAGGUGCUUUUACUUAUUUAUUUUUUUAAAAAAAGAAACCCUUCUGACUUAAUUUGGCUAAUCUUGCUGUAUAAUAUAAACUCUUGGAAACCAAGACAUGCUAUGGAUCUGAUGACUGAUAUUAGAGGUGAUGAUGUAACUGAUUAGCCUCAGACACCAAUAACUUCGUUUUGAAACAAGCCAAUACUUUUUAUAGCCUCUAUAUAUGGUACGUUUUAACAUUGUAAAGUUUUGCUAUGAUGAAAGCAAUAUUUGUACAAAUGGAAAGCAAGAUUUUCUUUUAUAUGGUUUACACUGUUGAU
Molecule: messenger RNA, 9753 nt
Organism: Mesoplodon densirostris (Blainville's beaked whale)
Lineage: Eukaryota; Metazoa; Chordata; Mammalia; Artiodactyla; Ziphiidae
Gene: EGFR
Product: epidermal growth factor receptor
Exons: 28
Coding region: 64-3690 (1208 amino acids)
Biological process (GO): protein phosphorylation; positive regulation of kinase activity; negative regulation of apoptotic process
Cellular component (GO): signaling receptor complex; basal plasma membrane
Molecular function (GO): epidermal growth factor binding; ATP binding; epidermal growth factor receptor activity
Source: RefSeq, a predicted model, not a curated record